This is a messenger RNA of Tilletiopsis washingtonensis, 1020 nucleotides long. RefSeq lists its product as hypothetical. Bases 239 to 748 code for a protein of 169 amino acids. The transcript has a single exon. The record is from RefSeq and is a predicted model, not a curated record. Lineage: Eukaryota; Fungi; Basidiomycota; Exobasidiomycetes; Entylomatales.
GACGCCGACCUCGGCUGCGGCCCACGGCGCUCAGCUGCGAAGGAGGAUGGAGGGCUCAAGCAGGCUACUCCGCGGUUUUCGAGAGUCUUUCUCAGGUCAACACGCCGCAUGCAGCAUGCCAACGUCGUAGGAGAAGGGGGAGGCGGGCGUUGAAGCGAGGAGGCGUGUCUGGCCCGAAGCUUUAAGUUGCAGGUUGCAGGACGCAGGACGCAGCGGGGCAGCGUGCCCUCGCGCCUGCAUGCUGCCCCUUCCACCUUGCCGCUCUCCCGCUCGCAUGAGAAGCCUGCGCUCUGCCACCUCCGCGGCAAAGCAAAGACGCCGCAUCCUCUGCUCCCCCCGUUGCCGUGGACGCAGGAAGCUGAGCUUGAGACCGUGCGGUGUCCUUGCUCGAUGCCGCCGGCUCCAGCAGUCAGCAUCGUGCCGACCCUCUUCCCCUCACGGCACGUUUGCCCGUCUCUCCCCCUGCCGUCUUGGAGAGCCGACGUUGCAACCCUUGCGGCAUCCGCUGUUGCCCGCUCGCAACUGCCUCCCGAGCGGCUCAUCGCAAGUCGGCCGCCUCUGCUCCUCGCUGCUUGAGCGGGCGCGCGCCUCCGACGAUUCGCUUGGCGAACGCUUUGGCCGCAUGCUAGACGCAUGCACUUGCCCACGCUCUUCGCAAUGGAGCGCAAGCGUGACUGCACUGCACAUGCCUCGCAGCGCUGAAGACGCAUGCUGCCGAAGCUCUCGUGCGAUGCUAGGCAAGCCCUGACAGCUGCGUGCCGCGUAGCCUGGGUUGGAGGAUGGAGGGCGCCUGCCGCGUUGGGCAAGAAGGCGUGUGCUGAGACAGAGAGAGCUGCCCGGCGCUGCGUCUCUGCUGCUGCAGCUGUGUGCUGAUGCUGGCUGUGAGCGACGAUCUCGGCGCUCGGGUCGGCGGCUCGGCGCAGAUGCAGGCUGCAUCUGGCUCAGGCUCUCACAGCCGCUGCGGCGUAGGCGGCGCGGCCGCAGCGCCAACGCGUCGCGCGCCUCGCGCAAGGGGCCCAC